UCUGCAGACGAAAUACAGAUUGUAUCAGCGAUGGUGGGAGAUUCGGUCUUUCUACACACUGAUGUUAUUGAAAUACUGAAUUACGAUGUGAUACGAUGGAAGUUUGGGCCUCAGAAUGCCCUAAUAGCUGAAAUCAAUAAACUCGAUAGAUCCUUCCGUACGCUGGAUGGGGAUGAUGGGAGAUUCCGACACAUACUGCAGCUGGAUCAGACUGGAUCUCUGAUCAUCAAGAACACUGGGAUUAAACACUCUGGAUUAUAUGAGGUUGACAUCAGCAGCAGCAAACACACCAUACACAAGACAUUCAAUGUGAACAUCAGUGGUCAAAUAAACGCAGUUUCAGUGAAGGUAGGGGUUUCGGUCACUCUACACACUGGUCUUACUGAAGUGCAGAUGUCUGAUUUCACUCUAUGGAUGUAUGGAGACACCGUCAUAGCAGAACUCUAUAAAGAAGCCCGACGAUUCUAUACUUAUGAUGGAGAUGAUGUGAGAUUUAAGGGUAUGAUAAACUUGGACAAUCAGACUGGGGCUCUGACCAUCACAAACACCAGGACCAUACAUUCUGGACUUUAUGAUCUGAAGAUCAGCAGCAGUCGACGCACCGUAAACAAGAGAAUCAGUCUUACUGUUAUUAAUUCAUUUCCGUCUCCGGAUGUUGUAGCAGGAAUAGCUGUAGUUGUUCUGCUGGUUGCUGCAGCUGCAGCUGUUUGUGGGAUUUACUAUCGCUUCAGGAUCUCGAUACUUCAAAAGCAGCUUGGUGAAAUUAAGUCAGUGCCAAUAGUGGAGGGAGCUUCUGUCACGCUAAAAACUGACGUUACUGGCAUCAGGGGGCGUGACGUGGUUCUGUGGCAGUUUGGGAAUAAAUCCAUUUUCUUAGCUCAGAUCACUGAAGGAAACAUAGAGAACACUAGAAAUGAGGAUAUUUGUGAGAGAUUUAAAGACAGGCUGGAGCUGGAUGGUCAAACUGGAGAUCUGACCAUUACAGACACCAGAAGCACAGACUCUGGACUUUAUAAAGCACUGAUCAUUACAAAUAGAAGAUUCUCCUCAAAGUCAUUCACUGUUUCUGUCUCUGGUUCCUCUGCAAGCAGAAAAAAUACGACAGAGGACACGGGAAUACUUUUAACAGAAUUACAUUAAACAACUCUUACAUCAUAAAUCAGAAUGAAUCAAACUCGUAUUUCUUCUCAUGUGAGCCACUAAAACCUCUAGGAGGAGCUGUUUUGUUUAAAAUGUAGUAUAUUGUUGUUGUAUGAUAUAAUGUUGUUGUAAAUAUUAUGUAAUAUAACAUUGC
This is a messenger RNA of Danio aesculapii, 1294 nucleotides long. RefSeq lists its product as uncharacterized. Bases 31 to 1140 code for a protein of 369 amino acids. The transcript has 5 exons. The record is from RefSeq and is a predicted model, not a curated record. Lineage: Eukaryota; Metazoa; Chordata; Actinopteri; Cypriniformes; Danionidae.